CUUAUGCGCUCGCUUCAGCGUCCAGGCAGAAGCAGCUGUGCGGUCGGAGAUUGAGCCCGCUCUGAUCCUACAAGCGGAGAUUUGCUAACUACAGCAUUACCCUGCGCUGGACAUAUUCAAGAUAUUACAGCCGUAUUACUGAGUAUUUGUCUUGUCGUUUGUGGGUUUUAUUAUUUUAUAGGAAAACAUUUGCUUCACGGGUGAAAAGUUGAGGCUGCACAUCGCGAUCGAGAUGAUGCUUGAAUCCAUUGAAGUUACAGAACGGCUCCAUUGGCCAGAGAGGGAAAUGUCUAGGAGUUGUGUCCUAAGCCCCAUGGAGAAGCCCUUGAGCCCCAGUCAGCUGCAUCUGGAGCGCAUAUCCUCUGGCGUUCUGAAGGACCUGUUUAACACGACCACCAGCAGCUACAACACGUUGCUGCAGAAAGAGUCAGAUGCUCAGGAGAGCCCUAACCACUCCUCCUACAAGUGCCCUAAACGAGUCUCCACAGCAAGGCAUCGUGACAGACCCCUGCCAACCCUUGCACCUCUAACGAUGAGUGGCCUAGCCUUUGGUUGCAGAGACAGCAGGCAUGCUCAGUCGGUAUUCUCCUGUUUCUCCACCAGCAGUUCCAAGCAAACUAACAGCAUCACCGUGCUAGGCAGUGCCAUCCGCCUGUCCCCCUGCCCCAUACCCAGGCACAAAAACAGCUGCCCAACUGGCACCAAACUCCCGCAGCUGUCCAGAGUGCUCUCUGCUGCUCGUGAUGGAGAGAACUCAAUCAAGAAGCUCUGCAUCCUCACUGCCAUAAAGCCAUCUAAUGUAGAGAAAGAGAAGGCCAGGUUUUUCAAAUCAGACUUUAAAUACAACCCUCAGUUUGAGUACAGCAACCCUCUGCCUCCACAAGUACUAGCAAAACACAGCACCGCUUCAGACCGCUUCCUCACUCAGGCUGUGCGGAUCAUGGAGUUGGCCCUGCAGAAAUACGGCUCCUAUGAGAAGUUUGAACAGGCUACAGGAGGAAACCUCCUCACCAAGAGCCGCAUCUGGUACCAUGUCAAAAAAUACAUGGAGAAGGAAGGAUGCAUGGGAGAGAUUGUGGUUAAUCUCACUGAUGACCUCCUGUCCAGAGCGUCUAUGACUGUGGUGAACGGCAGACCUACACUCACCAUCAACAUCUCUACUGCCAGAGAGCAGUGGCUGGAGGGGAUGCUGAGGCAUGAAAUUGGUACGCACUACUUCCGCGGCAUCAACAACAGUCAUCAGCCGUGGGGCAGCGGCGGCGGCAGGAAGAAACACGGUCUGCGGCCCAUCAACCCCACUGAGGAGGGUCUGGCCAGCAUCCACAGCGUGCUCUUCCGCAAGGACCCCACCCUGUGGCGUGCCGCCCUGCUCUACUACACCGUCUACCAGGCCAGCCGCAUGUCCUUCUCACAGCUGUUUCACAACCUGGGUCGAUUCGUCCACGACCCCAACACGCGAUGGGACUAUUGUGUCAGAGCCAAACGAGGACAGACCGACACGGCUCUGCCAGGCUGUUUCAGUAAGGACCAGGUGUACCUAGACGGCAUCCUGAAGAUCCUCAGACACAGAGACAAGAUUGACUUCCAGCUGCUCAUGGCCCUGGGAAAGGUGUCAUAUGAGGAUGUGGAGCGUCUAAAGGGUCUGGCUCUGAUGGAGCACGUGCGGAUUCCUCACUUCCUGCAGGACCAAGCGCGCUACACAGAUCAGCUUCAUAAAAUCAUGGAGGUCAACCAGUUAACCGAUGAGGAGCUGUGCACACUUAUCUGAACAUGUGACCUUUGACCUCUUUACCAUUCAUAAACAAAAACAUGUCCACUAAAAACUAAAAAAAGAAAGGCAAAAUUACUUUUUGCAUUAAAAAUUAAACCUAUUUUUAAAAGCAUUAAAUAUUUGUGAAUUUUCAAAUGAUUUUAAUGACACUUCAGGUCUCCCACCUUUGAUUCUCAUAAUUAUUGUACCUCAUUUACUGUAAAUUUACAAAAAAUCUCAUUCUGAUUACUGUAAUGUGAGAAUUAAUUAUAUUACAUUAGUCAUUAAUCAUUACACAUUACAAAAUGUAAAAACAAAUGACCAAAUUACAAAAUGUUACAAUGCAAAAAAUCUUAAUAGCUCUUCAUUUUAAUUGGGGAGGAUUAAAAAGUAGAGAACUUUUUGGGAUGGAGACGCAAACAAUCAGUCUGUGGAGCUUUUUUGUUUUCCUCCAGUCAAUUUUUUAGCCAGUGCAGAGCAUUAAGUCUCAUCUAAAGGUUCUCAGGACACAGGGGAUAUUGAGGGGCCAAAUUACCAUCAGUUACAGAUUGCCAAACAUACAGGUUCCUUAAGCUGUUUAUUUCCUGCAUUUUUAUGGUAUUUUUAUUUGUAUGUCUUAGAAAUACAUUUUCAUAUUUAUGAUGGCAUGCAUUUAAUGAUAUAACAUGUAGAUGAUUUGAAUUUCAAACAUUUGAUGAUUACAAAAAGAGUUGUUUUCUGUGUGCCAAAAUGUUGACCUUUGUUUAUAAAGUGUCCUUCAUGGAAGCAGAAAAUCCUUGUCCAAUCCAAUGUCCUAAAUGUCACAUGCUAAAUAUAUGAAUAACAUCUCACUAGCACAA
Labeo rohita (rohu) is the source of this 2589-nucleotide messenger RNA. It is a transcript of the gene matcap2, whose product is annotated as microtubule associated tyrosine carboxypeptidase 2. The transcript is spliced from 7 exons. Lineage: Eukaryota; Metazoa; Chordata; Actinopteri; Cypriniformes; Cyprinidae. Bases 233 to 1768 code for a protein of 511 amino acids. The record is from RefSeq and is a predicted model, not a curated record.